This is a messenger RNA of Cladophialophora psammophila CBS 110553, 1413 nucleotides long. RefSeq lists its product as uncharacterized. The record is from RefSeq and is a predicted model, not a curated record. The coding region runs from base 1 to 1413 and encodes 470 amino acids. Lineage: Eukaryota; Fungi; Ascomycota; Eurotiomycetes; Chaetothyriales; Herpotrichiellaceae. The transcript has a single exon. Gene Ontology annotation, molecular function: protein binding.
AUGCAGGUCCUAGAUCUGCCCAGAGAGAUCCUGGCCCACAUCCUGGCAUGUCUGCACCCUGCGGCCAUCGCCUGCUUUGGCCAAACUUGCAAGGCUGCUCAUGAUUUUGUCCGUCCCCAGCACCAGAUUCUCUGGAGAACUGCUUUCUUGUAUAUCUUCGAUGACCCUAAUGAUGCUUGGUCGAUGAUGCCCGGCCACCCGCCAUUGGUCCCAGACCGCACAUGGGAUUGGCAUCACGAACUGUGCGUGAGAUUGAUGGCUUUGCGAGGUGUCCAGUCAAAGCGAUGUGGCUCCGACAGUUGUGCUGAAGCCCACCUCAGUGCUUUACUCGACAUCCUCGACACGGCAAAAUUUGCACCCAAUGCUCGUGAUAUUGCUAAUGGCAAAAUGCCAAAGGAGGACGACCGGACGACCUCGUUGAACCUCCAAAUCCUCGCAGGCCUGACUCCAUAUCAAAAUGGCAUCGAGAGUCUCAUCCACGAUUCAGGAACUCAAAGUGUGCUGUCACACACCCGAUCCGAUGAGCGUAUGUUGGGCUCUACGCUGCGUUUCACAAGAAGCAUGGCGCUGAGCGAAAAUGACCAGAAUCGACCCGAGUCCGCCUCCAGGCUUCACGUGCUUUAUGGUCUAACAACUCGUGAGCGCAUCGAGCACAAAGCCCGAGGAGCUGCCAGGCGAAAAGUCUACAAUUGGAGUUUGAGUGGACAAGACAACGAUUACGGGCCUUUUCGCCGGGACGGCACUGGGAAGGUCGACUGGCCGCUCCUCGAGGCUGUCUUCAGCGUCAUGAGCCGAAAUUUUUCCAUAUGUGCCGAGGGCCGCAUUGCUAUGCCACAAGGUUUCUGCUAUGCUCUCCCUCACCGCACUUUGGCUGAUCCAACCAUUCCCCAUGACUGGGCCCGGGUUACUGGAACUUGGUUAGGAACUUACUCUUGGCUCGACUACCUCGACCUCUUCGCCUUCAACAAUUUGAGCCAUGAUUCUGGCGCUCAUCCGACCUUGGACGACGAGCCUGAAGACUCCGGAGAUCUGAUGAGGCUCGAGCUCAAGCUCGAUGAUGUCGUUGCUUCUGAUCCACGCUUGACCACAACCCUUCCUGUCUGUACUGACCUACCUGUGCUUUAUUUCUCUGGACUUUCCCGUGGUCACGCCGGUAUGCACCGGCCGGUUAUAGGAGUAAGAGGUUGCGCCAGCCUUGUACCAGGUGGACGAGAGGUAAGAUGGAGAUUCAUCAUCUACUACGGCGGCCAAGAUCAGUGGCAGUUGGAAGGUGUCCAGCCAGGAGGCAUCAGAUCAGGAGGAGUGUUUGGGUUGUGGACGCAAUGCGACCAUGAGGAGAACGGACCCGUUGGACCAUUCUGCUAUUUCCCGACGGAGCUUUGCAAGCCAACAAGUGUUGUUUUAGCUACCUGA